AAGGGGGGAGACUCUUGGAUGCUGAGCCCGGGACGAUAUCUCGGAGUCAGGGUGGGACUGCCGAACGGUACAGUCUCUCUUCCGUCGAACCAACAAACUACACAUAAUGGCGGACAAAGAAAAGAAGAUCAAGAAGAAGAAGGCGAAAGAAGACGCGCCAGCUGAAGAGGCCCCGGCCCCGGCGCCCGCCGCUGGCGGUGAGAGGCAGUCUUCGCGUGGCAGCCGCAAGGCCAAGCGCACUGGCUCCAAUGUCUUCUCCAUGUUCUCCCAGAAGCAGGUCGCCGAAUUCAAGGAGGCCUUCCAGCUAAUGGACCAUGACAAGGACGGUAUCAUCGGUAAGAACGACCUUCGCGCCACCUUCGACUCCCUCGGCAGGCUCGCCACCGAGAAGGAACUCGACGAGAUGGUCGGUGAGGCCUCUGGCCCCAUCAACUUCACUCAGCUCCUCACACUGUUCGCGGGCCGCAUGUCCGGUGGCUCCGACGACGAUGAUGUUGUCAUCAACGCCUUCAAGACCUUCGACAACGACGGCAAGAUCGACUCCGAGAGAUUGAGGCACGCCCUCAUGACCUGGGGCGACAAGUUCUCCGCCGACGAAGUCGACGAGGCUUACGACCAGAUGGACAUCGACGACAAAGGUUUCAUCGACACCAACAAGCUGAUCACCAUGCUGACCGCCAGCGCCGAAGAAGAGGAGGGCGGUGAGGCUGCGUAACUGCAGCAGAACACCUAAGGAGCAGAACAUGGAGGUGGCUACCACCCGGCCCACGCGGUUCAUCACAUCGUAUUAAACACGAUGAGAACCGAACAAUUUUUUAUUUAAAAUCUCUAUGUAAUUUAUUGUUUCCAUUUUUUUAAUUUAUAUAUAAUGAAAAUAUAGUUUUACUAUACCAAGAACGUGUACAACUGUCCCUAGUUCGGGUGUUUGUUGAGUCAAACGGCAGAAGCCGAGGGAUAUGUAAGGAAUACUAUGUAUUCAUAUUUUUCUGUUGAAAUAAAGAUUUAAAUCAA
Messenger RNA from Melitaea cinxia (Glanville fritillary), 1011 nucleotides. RefSeq names its product myosin regulatory light chain 2 (gene Mlc2). The record is from RefSeq and is a predicted model, not a curated record. Gene Ontology annotation, cellular component: cytoplasm; myosin II complex. Bases 107 to 715 code for a protein of 202 amino acids. Gene Ontology annotation, molecular function: calcium ion binding; myosin heavy chain binding. Lineage: Eukaryota; Metazoa; Arthropoda; Insecta; Lepidoptera; Nymphalidae. The transcript is spliced from 3 exons. Gene Ontology annotation, biological process: post-embryonic development; locomotion.